GGGCGGGCUAACAAGAUGGCGGCGCCCAGGAGCCGGUGAGGUGAGAGGACGCUGGGGUCCUGGGGACUGCUGCACCAGUGCGUUAUGGCCGCGUCCCCGCACACUAUUUCCUCGCGCCUCCUCACAGGCUCAGUAGGACGAAGUGUCUGGUAUUUAGAGAGAAGAGCUAUACAGGGAUUGCCACACAGGGUCACACGUCUGUUCAGGAAUGUCACUAAUCAGUGGGUCACGGUUCAGCACUUGAGCUUCCUCAAGCGCAUGUAUGUCACACAGCUGCACAGGGGCCUUAACCAGCGAGUCAAACCAAAACCAGCGCCGCCGGCUUCUCCUCUUCUUGAGCACACAUCUUCAGGGCAGGCUAGAGCAGAAGUGGAUGAGCUGCCACCUUUCCCAGCACCCAGUCUGCCUCUGUCCCAGAAGCCAAAUGAGUUGAUGGAGCUGGAGGCGACCUCCAUAGUGGACCAUUCCCUCGACACAGCCAAAGAGCAAAAGGAAGAAAGGCAGUGGAAAGAGAUGAAGCUUCACACCGAUGAUCUGCCUGGCAUUUUGGCCCGGCUGUCCAAGAUCAAACUCACAGCUCUUGUGGUAAGCACCACUUCAGCAGGCUUUGCACUGGCUCCAUGCCCAUUCGACUGGUCCUGCUUCCUGCUCACUUCCCUUGGAACCGGCCUCGCAUCCUGUGCUGCCAACUCCAUCAAUCAGUUUUUUGAGGUGCCGUUUGACUCAAACAUGAGUAGAACAAAGAACAGACCUCUGGUUCGUGGACAGAUCAGCCCACUGCUAGCCGUGUCUUUUGCCACCUGCUGUGCUGUACCAGGAGUGGCCCUGUUGACCUGGGGAGUGAAUCCACUGACCGGGGCCUUGGGGGUCUUCAACAUUUUCCUGUAUACUUGUUGUUACACACCACUGAAGAGGGUCAGCAUCGCCAAUACCUGGGUUGGAGCCGUGGUUGGUGCCAUUCCUCCUGUCAUGGGCUGGACAGCUGCCACUGGAAGCCUCGAUGCUGGAGCACUUCUUCUGGGAGGGAUCCUGUACUCCUGGCAGUUCCCCCACUUCAACGCCCUGAGCUGGGGCCUCCGUGAAGACUACUCCCGAGGAGGCUACUGCAUGAUGUCUGUCACCCACCCAGCCCUCUGCCGGCGGGUGGCCCUGCGCCACUGCCUGGCCCUGAUUGCUUUGUCGACUACUGCCCCUGUCCUGGACAUCACCACAUGGGUCUUCCCUGUCAUCUCCCUCCCUAUCAACCUGUACAUCUCCUACCUCGGCUUCCGCUUCUAUGUGGACGCGGACCGCAAGAGCUCAAGGAAACUGUUCUUCUGUAGCCUGUGGCACCUGCCCCUGCUCCUGCUGCUCAUGCUCACCUGUAAGCAGCGGCCAGGUCAGGAGGGGGACAAGGGAGAGGCUCCGAGCUGAAAGGCAGCCAGUCUGUGGGGACCAUGAGAGCAGACACAUGCAGACACACGCAGGUACAGCACUGCCCCGGGCCAGCAGGAAGGGUAUUGUGGUUCCAGCAAGAGGGGAACUGAGUGGUGUCAUCUGGUGCUGUGUCUUCACUUACCAGUGCUUUUAAUGUCAGUCAGACUGCUUCCCAGAUAAGAAAGGACUAGCAUACGGAGUCAGUACAGAAGAAGAAGAUUUCUUCUCCUCAAAGGUCUUUAUGCACCUUUUCCUCCAGCCCUGUGUUCUCUCCCUCACAUGAUGUAUAUGCACAUCUUCCUCCCCAUCCCCACCCCAGUCCCCCCCCCACACACACAUACCCCACCUGGAGGCCACCAUGGUCGUUGCUCAACCAGGCAAGUGCUUGUGACCCCAACCUCUGAAGUCCUGCAUCCUGAAGGUCCUAUACACUGCCUCAGAAGAACACAUAGUUUGGCUACAGCACCCCUUCUCGGCCAGUGAGAUGGGGCCUGACUAGCUUUCCCUACCUACCAGUGUUCUCAACCGUGAAUUCCCUCAAGUAUCAGAACUCCUUGCCUGGGCUGCUCACCGGGAGUGAGGAUUCCAAACAGUUGCCUGUGGAAUCCCAGGCUGCGUUGCCAGCACCCACCAUCACUUCAAUCCCACCCCAUAUCAGGACUUCAGAAACCCCAGGAGACACACCGCAUGUUCAUCAUUCUCUCAGGCGUGGUCUAAGCAUUUCUUUGUGGAAGGGCAUCACUCAGCAUAAUCUGAGGGAGAGGGUGAACUGGGUCAGCAGCCAUUUUGCGCCCAUUCUUAUCCCUUUUGUGCAAACCACAUUUCCACACUUUGCCUCCUGAGUCCAGAAAUUGGCCUCUGUGCCCAGUGGUAUUCAGAGAGGGCCAGCUGGGCUCCUAGUGGCCAUGAGUCCAGUUCUGGGACUUCAUGGCCUCUAAUAGAAAAUGCAGGUACCUGUAAGUCGUCAGUCUGUUGUGUACUCCCUCAGGCCCACAGAGAGGAAUGUUGCCUUAAAAUUGUGGAGCUUGGCAGUGUUUGAGUCAAUGAUCUCCCAGGGUACUGUGCCCUGUCAGGAUUCCUUCAAGGGGUGGUUUAAACCACGUGAAAAACGGUUCUUGAAUUUGGACUAUUCUUAAAAUGUGGAAGGCUUGAGCCAUGGCUCAAAGGGAGAGCACUUGCUUAGCUCUGGACUCAGGGUUUGAACUCAAGCAAAACAAAAAAGAGGGGGUGGGGAGUAGGAUUGUGUCUAGAGCGACUGCGGACAGGGUGCCUGGUACCUCUUUCUACCUAUUGUAACCUUACCUCCUGGCUGUUUCCUGUGGGAACAGGGACUGAGGAUGUCUGCAAAGAGCAUCUAGGACUUGUUGUAGCUUUUAAGCCUGUAAAGUGUUGAUUCUCCUCCUCCUGUAAUAAAACAGUUACCGGAGAAUACAA
This is a messenger RNA of Rattus norvegicus (Norway rat), 2850 nucleotides long. It is a transcript of the gene Cox10, whose product is annotated as cytochrome c oxidase assembly factor heme A:farnesyltransferase COX10. The record is from RefSeq and is marked validated. Gene Ontology annotation, cellular component: cytochrome complex; mitochondrion; membrane. The transcript is spliced from 7 exons. The coding region runs from base 85 to 1413 and encodes 442 amino acids. NCBI's taxonomy places the organism in Eukaryota, Metazoa, Chordata, Mammalia, Rodentia, Muridae. Gene Ontology annotation, biological process: respiratory chain complex IV assembly; cytochrome complex assembly; heme biosynthetic process. Gene Ontology annotation, molecular function: protoheme IX farnesyltransferase activity; prenyltransferase activity; geranylgeranyl diphosphate synthase activity.